This is a messenger RNA of Dermacentor silvarum, 2460 nucleotides long. Its product is annotated as ADP,ATP carrier protein. Gene Ontology annotation, cellular component: mitochondrial inner membrane. Gene Ontology annotation, biological process: mitochondrial ATP transmembrane transport; mitochondrial ADP transmembrane transport. Gene Ontology annotation, molecular function: ATP:ADP antiporter activity. The transcript is spliced from 4 exons. The record is from RefSeq and is a predicted model, not a curated record. NCBI's taxonomy places the organism in Eukaryota, Metazoa, Arthropoda, Arachnida, Ixodida, Ixodidae. Bases 152 to 1063 code for a protein of 303 amino acids.
UAUAUAUAGACCGCGCCGAGGAGGGUACCGCGGUUAUAAGAGGCUCGUCUCCUGGACGGGGUUCCCUUUGCGACGGGCCAGGGGCUUGUGGAACGGACGAGACUUGCAAGGACACAUCUUCAGCGCCGCCGAGGAGACAACAGCACCAAGGAUGGCUGAGAAGAAGGACACGCAGGUGAUCUCCUUCCUGAAGGACUUCGUCGCCGGAGGCGUGGCGGCGGCCAUCUCCAAAACCAGCGUGGCACCCAUCGAACGUGUCAAGCUGCUGCUGCAGGUGCAACAUGUCUCCAGGCAACUCACCCCCGACAAACAGUACAAGGGCAUGAUCGACUGCUUCGUCCGCAUCCCCAAAGAGCAAGGCUUCCUCAGCUUCUGGCGUGGCAACAUGGCCAACGUGAUCAGAUACUUCCCCACCCAGGCACUCAACUUCGCCUUCAAGGACAAGUACAAGCAGAUCUUCCUCGGGGGCGUCGACAAGAAGACCCAGUUCUGGCGCUACUUCGCCGGCAACCUGGCUUCCGGAGGUGCGGCCGGAGCCACGUCCCUGUGCUUCGUCUACCCACUGGACUUUGCCCGAACCCGGCUGGCCGCCGACACCGGCAAGGGUGCCGGACAGCGGGAGUUCAGUGGGCUGGGCAACUGCCUCACCAAGAUCUUCAAGUCCGAUGGCCUUAUGGGUCUCUACCGUGGCUUCAACGUGUCUGUCCAGGGCAUCAUCAUCUACCGGGCGGCCUACUUCGGCUUCUUCGACACGGCCAAGGGCAUGCUUCCGGACCCCAAGAACACGCCGCUGGUCAUUUCGUGGAUGAUCGCUCAGACCGUGACCACCGUGGCAGGCAUCAUCUCCUACCCGUUCGACACCGUCAGGAGGCGGAUGAUGAUGCAGAGCGGCCGAUCCGUGGAGGAGCGCCAGUACAAGAACACCAUACACUGCUGGGGCAAGAUCUACAGGACGGAAGGAGGCGCCGCUUUCUUCAAGGGAGCCUUCUCCAACGUGCUCCGAGGCACCGGAGGCGCGCUCGUGCUCGUCCUCUACGACGAGAUCAAGGCGUUCAUAUUCUAGGAGCCCCCCUGAGGAUAACAGAGAGUAGUAUUACAAAUGGGGAACGGGGGACGGCGAGGUGCGCGUAAGCUACACGUUGAGGAAUGCACGAGGCGUCUUCUAGCCUGCCGCACCGGUGGUUCCGCGAUUCAAAAACGUAUAGGCAGUGGCGACUUGGCGGAGACCUCUGGAGACAGCGAGUGAAUUUUAGGCUUAAACAGUUGAUUCUGGCUUGAGUGAUUGGGACCUUUUGACGCACCAACGCUGCUUCUGAAAAGCAGUUUGCUAGCUAUCUGUACAGUAAAAUGGAACCGGUCGUUCAGGGGAGUCAUUUGCCAUCAUUUUUUGUUCAUCAACUACACGAGACCAAGAGAAGCGUCAAGAGCCAGGAUUCCCCUCCUUGUUUUCUUUCUUUUUUUUCCAGCUAGCCUCGAGAGGUUUGUAUUUUAACAGCGACUCGGGAAUGAGCUAGACGACGAAAUUUCAUCGUGAUAUAUGUUAGGAAAGCGCGCCGGAACCCGAGGUGUUGCGGCCAGAAGACGUGUACGGGCUUAGGGAGACCCGCAUUCCUCUCGGCGCAAGGCGUCAGCACGACCUCGACGCCAUUCCGUCGCCCGCUUUGUUUCCGUUCAGGGAGACCGGGAGCGCUCCGAGGUUGACAGCGGACGCCUUGCGCCGAUGCGACCGGGGUCGGUAUACCAUAGGGAUCCUUUUGUACUUAUCGCAGACACACUCACUCGUGUCACCGACCGCAUUAUCAAAUCGCCCUCGCGCCUGAAGGGUUGCAGUGUUGCCGCAUGAUGAACGCCUCAACGACCACGCGAGCAGAAUGCUUUCACGCGCUCUUUUCGGCGAUGAUCACUGUUGUGACACCGACAGAGACUUUCCCCCGUUUAUAUUCACCCUGGCCACUUUCCCCGUGGCCUGCACGGCAUGCCAUUGUAGAGGAAGAUUUUUUUAAGAGCCAGUACUUUUAGACCGCCUUUAAGCAUUUGUAAAGAUCCAAGGAAGUGCUCAAAGCACACCGAUCUGUAGGGGGGGCGUUGCAUGCCCGCUCUAUAGUUACAGCAACGACGAAUAGAAGAGGUGUUGGUGAUGCGGCCACAGUGCAACCGCUCGGAGACUCGAAAGGCUCCCAUGCCGGCAGCGCCGGCAUGUAUAGACAGCCACGGCCCGUCGUAAUGCGGUGGUUCCAGUACGGGGUCCAGCUAGCUCACGGCUCCAGCCCGUCUUCACACGAGUGGGCACACACGGGCGUGCCUUGUCGUAUACCACAUAGAGAGACAGUGACGCUUAGGAACAUGAACCAGGCAAGUCCUUGCAAGCUCGAGCCGUCACACCGACAGUCGAUGCAACGGAGCAAUAAAGAAAACAACGCUGUUGCGUUCGAUUGUAAAAAAACCCUGGUGUGAAGUGUU